UGGAGUUAAAAACGUCACCCAGGGUGGAGCCACAACAUCUAGUGAGAUCUGAGGCACCGUGACAGGGGGAGUGUUGCCAGUCGGGAAGGCUUCGUUGUAGAGCUCCCAACGACACUCCAUCAUGAGUUCAGAAACCACCGCACAAACUUUCACAGUGAAGUCGGAGGAAGCGCCAGCUGCCAGUACGGCAGCAGGGAAAGAGGGCUAGAAGCCCUUCCAUUAUCUCUGGGUAGCAUGGCCGUCACUGGGGGUCUCAUCUACAGAGGCAUCUGGAAAUCAUCAAAACGAUUUGGCCCUUUUCCCAAACUAGCAGUCGCGGGGAUUCUUGGUUUUGCAGUGGGCAAAGCCUCCUAUGUUGGAACGUGUCGAAACAAGUUCCAGCAGUUGGGUCUUGAGGGUGGGCCGGGAUCUGGACCCUGGUCUCGGAGAGGUCCCUCUGGUCGUGGACACAGAUCUUGUCACCAUGUGUUUGAAGACUGUAAGAAAAAAGAUCAAGUGGCUCCUGCAGGAGAAGCUUAAAGCUAGAGCCUCGUCAAAAAUGCUGAAGAACUGACUGUGUUUGUGGAUCCACUAGUUCCUGCAUUUCCAGUUAUUAAAUGUCAUAAAGCACCACA
Messenger RNA from Mugil cephalus (flathead mullet), 614 nucleotides. It is a transcript of the gene ociad2, whose product is annotated as OCIA domain containing 2. The record is from RefSeq and is a predicted model, not a curated record. NCBI's taxonomy places the organism in Eukaryota, Metazoa, Chordata, Actinopteri, Mugiliformes, Mugilidae. The coding region runs from base 235 to 519 and encodes 94 amino acids. The transcript has 6 exons. Gene Ontology annotation, cellular component: mitochondrial inner membrane.